AUGUCUGGGAGUUAUUGGACUUCCACUCAGAGGCAUCAAUGGCAAUACACUAAGGAAUCAUUGACUAAGGAAAGACAAAAGCUGUGGUUGAUGGAAUGUCAAUUAUUUCCACAAGGUUUGAAUAUUGUAAUGGAUUCAAAGCAAGGCUCUAAUGGUUAUCCUGUGACUAAAAAUAUCCCCAUCACUCAUAGAGACUUACAUUAUGAUAAGGAUUAUAACUUGAGGAUUUAUUGCUAUUUUUUAAUAAUGAAAUUGGGGAGAAGGUUAAAUAUACGACAAUGUGCGUUGGCUACAGCUCAAGUUUAUCUUUCUAGGUUCUUAAUUAAAGUUUCAGUAAGAGAAGUUAAUUUAUACUUAUUAGUCACAACAUGUGUUUAUUUGGCUUGUAAAGUUGAAGAAUGUCCUUUAUAUAUAAGGUCAUUAGUGAGUGAAGCAAGAUCUUUGUGGCCUGAAUUUGUCCCUCCUGACCCAACAAAGGUGACAGAAUUUGAAUUUUAUUUCAUUGAAGAACUGGAAAGUUAUCUAAUUGUACAUCAUCCUUAUGAUUCAAUGGAGCAAAUUAUUAAAGCUUUAAAGUCUCCUCCAUUUCAAUUGAUUCCUACUUCUGAUGAUAUACAAACAUGUUGGUCAUUGAUUAAUGACAGUUACAUAAGUGAUGUACAUUUGACUUAUCCUCCUCAUAUUAUUGCAAUUGCAUGCUUAUUCAUUACGUUUUGUAUUAGAGGUAAACUUUCAAAAAAUUCAUUAGACACUACGAAUUUAAUUGAUCCAAAUGAUAAAACUCAAAUUAUCUUCAAUAAAUUUAUGGCCGAAUCACUAGUUGAUCUAGAUGAAGUCAUGGAUACAGUUCAAGAAUUAAUCACUUUAUAUGAUUAUUGGGAUAAAUACCAUGAACCUUGGAUUAAAUUUUUAUUACAUACUUUAUACUUGAGGUCAGGUCAAUUACAAACAGCACAAUCCCCUGUUUCUUCGUCAUCCGCAGCAUAA
Vanderwaltozyma polyspora DSM 70294 is the source of this 987-nucleotide messenger RNA. It is a transcript of the gene SSN8, whose product is annotated as cyclin-dependent protein serine/threonine kinase regulator SSN8. Gene Ontology annotation, cellular component: nucleus; mediator complex. Gene Ontology annotation, biological process: positive regulation of transcription by RNA polymerase II. Bases 1 to 987 code for a protein of 328 amino acids. The record is from RefSeq and is a predicted model, not a curated record. Lineage: Eukaryota; Fungi; Ascomycota; Saccharomycetes; Saccharomycetales; Saccharomycetaceae. The transcript has a single exon. Gene Ontology annotation, molecular function: cyclin-dependent protein serine/threonine kinase regulator activity.